Molecule: messenger RNA, 6673 nt
Organism: Rhinolophus ferrumequinum (greater horseshoe bat)
Lineage: Eukaryota; Metazoa; Chordata; Mammalia; Chiroptera; Rhinolophidae
Gene: MEGF6
Product: multiple EGF like domains 6
Exons: 38
Coding region: 168-5048 (1626 amino acids)
Molecular function (GO): calcium ion binding; protein binding
Source: RefSeq, a predicted model, not a curated record
GGGCUGGAGUCGCGCGCGGAGCUCCGCGCGCACUGGGCUCACACCAGAGCAGACCCAGGCACUCAGGUCUCCGCUGCCCCUAGGGCGCGGGCAGGAAGCCGGACCCUCUGCACCUGCAGAGACCUCGGGCUCGGCGGAUCCGGCACGGGCACCUGUGGCUGCGCCCUAUGUUCCCCGGGCCCCCAGCCGGGCCAUGGUGCGCGUGGAGUCGGCGGCUCCGAGGGCUCGCCGCGGCCGCGUGUGAGCUGGGGACCCGAGGAGGGACCAGGCGCGGGGCCGCCGGCAAGAUGCCUGUCCUUCCGGAGGCGCGGGCCGCGGGACGAGCGAUGGCCCUGGCCCUGGUGCUGCUGCUGCCCGCCGUGCCAGCGGGCGCCGGCGCCCUGCUCCGCCUCCAGCCCAGCAUGCCCCACGUGUGUGCUGAGCAGGAGCUGACCCUGGUGGGCCGCCGACAGCCGUGUGUACGGGCCUUCAGCCAAGUGGUGCCUGUGUGGAAGCCAGGCUGUGGGUGGCAGGCAUGGUGUGUCAGCCACGAGCGGAGAACUGUCUACUACACGGGCUACAGGCAGGUGUACGCCAUGGAGACCCAGACUGUGCUGAGGUGCUGCCCGGGGUGGAGCCAGCAGCCCGGCCACCAGGGCUGCCUCUCCGACGUGAAUGAGUGUGCCGCUGGCAACGGGGGCUGCGAGGGUGUGUGCUGCAACACCGUCGGGGGCUUCUACUGCCGCUGCCCCCCCGGCCGCCAGCUGCGGGGAGACGGCAAGACCUGCGGAGAUGUGGAUGAGUGCCUAAUGCACAACGGCGGCUGCCAUCACAGGUGUGUGAACACGCCGGGCUCCUACCUCUGCGAGUGCAAAUUCGGUUUCCGGCUCCACGCGGACGGCAGGACCUGCCUGGCCAUCAACUCCUGUGCCGUGGGCAACGGUGGCUGCCAGCACGACUGUGUCCAGCUCACGGUGACCCAGCACCGCUGCCAGUGCCGGCCUGAGUUCCAGCUCCAGGAGGAUGGCAAGCGCUGUGUCCGGAGGAACCCGUGUGCAGACCGGAAUGGCGGCUGCAUGCACACAUGCCAGGCUCUCCGGGGUCUUGCCCACUGUGAGUGCCACGUGGGCUAUCGGCUGGCUGCAGACCGCAAGGCCUGCGAAGAUGUGGACGAAUGUGCCACGGGGCUGGCCCAGUGUGCCCACAGCUGCCUCAACACUCACGGGUCCUUUAAGUGUGUGUGCUUCACAGGCUUCGAGCUGGGGGCCGAUGGCCGGCAGUGCUACAGGAUUGAGAUGGAGAUUGUGAACAGCUGCGAGGCGAACAAUGGCGGCUGCUCCCACGGCUGCAGUCACAGCAGCGGGGGGCCGUUGUGCACCUGCCCCGGGGGCUACGAGCUGGACGAGGACCAGAAGACGUGUGUGGACAUUGACGACUGUGCCGACUCACCAUGCUGCCAGCAGGUCUGCACCAACAGCCCUGGCGGGUACGAGUGCAGCUGCUAUGCUGGCUACCAGCUCAGCUCUGAUGGCUGCGGGUGUGAGGACGUGGACGAGUGCGCGUCCAGCCAAGGCGGCUGUGAGCACCACUGCACCAACCUGGCCGGCUCCUUCCAGUGCUCCUGUGAGGCCGGCUUCCGGCUGGAUGAAGACCGCAGGGGCUGUACCCCCCUGGAGGUGGCCGAGGUGGACCUGGACGGCCAGCUGCCCUUCGUGCGGCCCCUCCCACAUGUCUCGGUGCUGCGGGACCAGGUGCCCCACCUCUUCCAGGACGACUACAUGGGCGCCGAGGAGGAAGAGGCAGAGGCCCGGGGCGAACACAUGCUGGCGGAGAAGUUUGUCUGCCUGGAUGACUCCUUCGGCCCAGACUGCAGCCUGACCUGUGCUGACUGCAGGAAUGGAGGGGCCUGUCUCCCGGGCCUGGACGGCUGCGACUGCCCUGCGGGCUGGACCGGGCUUGUCUGCAACGAGACUUGUCCUCCAGACACCUUUGGGAAGAACUGCAGCUCUUCCUGCAGCUGUCAGAACGGUGGGACCUGCGACCCUGUGACAGGGGCCUGCCGCUGCCCUCCAGGUGUCAGUGGAGCUCACUGUGAGGAUGGCUGCCCCAAGGGUUUCUAUGGCAAAUAUUGCCACAAGAAGUGUAACUGUGACAACCAGGGCCGCUGCCACCGCCUCUAUGGAGCCUGCUUCUGUGACCCAGGGCUCUACGGCCGCUUAUGCCACCUGGCCUGCCCGCCGUGGGCCUUUGGGCCAGGCUGCUCUGAAGAAUGCAGGUGCGAGCAGCGGAACACGUGGGCGUGUGACAGGAGGGAUGGCAGCUGUUCCUGCAAGGCGGGCUUCAGGGGCGAACGGUGCCAGGACGAGUGUGAGCCUGGCUUUUUCGGGCCGGGGUGUCGGCAGGCAUGUGUCUGUCCCCCGGGCUUGGCCUGUGACCCUGUCAGCGGCGAGUGUGGGAAGCAGUGUCCUGCUGGCUACCGAGGGAAGGAUUGUGACCAAGGGUGCCCAGCGGGGACAUUUGGUGUGAACUGCUCGGGCUCCUGCUCCUGUAGGGGGGCUCCCUGCAACAGGGUCACGGGGCAGUGCCUGUGCCCCCCUGGAAGGACUGGGGAUGACUGUGGGGCAGAUUGUCCCGAGGGCCGCUGGGGGCUCGGCUGCCAGGAGAUCUGCCCUGAGUGCCAGCACGGUGGUGCCUGUGAACCUGAGACCGGGGUCUGCCGGUGCCGCCCCGGCUACACGGGCAGCCGCUGCCAGGACGUGUGCCCAGCAGGCUGGUUUGGGCUGGGCUGCCACAUGAGGUGCUCCUGUGCCAACGAUGGGCUCUGCCACCCAGUGACUGGACGUUGCAGUUGUGCCCCUGGGUGGACCGGCCUCAGCUGCCAGAGAGCUUGUGACAGCGGGCAAUGGGGACCUGACUGCAGCCACACCUGCAACUGCAGCGCAGGCCAUGGGAGCUGUGAUGCCGGCAGCGGCCUGUGCCUGUGCGAGGCUGGCUACGUGGGCCCCCGGUGCGAGCAGCGGUGUCCCCAGGGCCACUUUGGGCUGGGCUGUGGGCGACAGUGCCAGUGUGAGCACGGGGCAGCCUGUGACCACGUCAGCGGGGCCUGCACCUGUCCGGCUGGCUGGAGGGGCACCUUCUGCGAGCUUGCCUGCCCGGCUGGCUUCUUUGGAUUGGACUGCCAUGGAGCCUGUGACUGUGCCGCCGGGACCCCCUGUGACGCCGUGAGCGGCACCUGCCUCUGCCCUGCCGGCCGCCGGGGACCCCGCUGUGCCCAGCCCUGCCCAGCCCUCACCUAUGGGCACAAUUGCAGCCAGGCCUGCUCCUGCUUCAAUGGGGCCUCCUGUGACCCAGUCCACGGCCAGUGCCGCUGUGGCCCUGGCUGGACCGGCCCCACCUGCCUGCAGGCCUGCCCCGAGGGUCUGUAUGGAGAAAACUGUCAGCAUUCCUGCCUCUGCCAGCAUGGGGGCUCCUGUGACCCUGUCUCAGGCCACUGCACCUGUCCAGAGGGCUGGACCGGCCUGGCCUGUGAGAAGGAGUGCCUCCCCGGCCACUUCGGAGCCGGCUGCCAGCACAGCUGCAGAUGUCUCAACGGUGGCCUCUGUGACCGGCACACGGGCCACUGCCUCUGUCUGACUGGCUGGACUGGGGACAAGUGCCAGAGCCCCUGUGCCGAGGGCACGUUUGGGGCUCACUGCAAGGAGCGCUGUGCCUGCCGGCGGGGAGCCACCUGCCACCAUGUCACCGGGGCCUGCCUCUGCCCCCCAGGAUGGAGGGGUUUACUCUGUAAUAAUGCCUGCCCCCAUGGCUGGUUUGGAGAGGCCUGCACACAGCGCUGCCAGUGCCCACCUGGUACUGCCUGCCACCACGUCACUGGGGAGUGUCGCUGUCCCCCAGGCUUUACUGGGCCUGGCUGUGAGCAGGCCUGCCCACCCGGCACCUUUGGGGACAGCUGUGGGCAGAAGUGCCAGUGUCUCAGCGGGAACCAGGCCUGCCACCCUGCCUCGGGGGCCUGUGUGUGUGCUCCUGGCUACCACGGCACUGGCUGCCGGCAACGGUGCCCCCCCGGGCGCUUUGGGCCUGGUUGUGAGCAGUUGUGUGGAUGUCUCAACGGGGGCUCCUGUGACGCGGCCGCGGGGAACUGCCACUGUCCCACUGGCUUCCUGGGGACAGACUGUAGCCUCACCUGUCCACAGGGCCGCUUCGGCCCCAGCUGUGCGCAUGUGUGCAGAUGUGGGCAGGGCGCAACGUGUGACCCUGUGACCGGCACCUGCGCCUGCCCCCCAGGGAGGACCGGCAGCCACUGUGAGCACGGCUGUCCCCAGAACCGGUUUGGCAUGAACUGUGAGCACGUGUGCUCCUGCAGAAACGGAGGCCUGUGCCAUGCUGCCACCGGCAGCUGCUCCUGUGGCCUGGGCUGGACAGGGCUGCACUGUGAGCUGGCCUGCCCUGCCGGGCGCUAUGGAGCUGCCUGCCUCCUGGAGUGCUCUUGCCACAAUAACGGCACCUGUGAGCCUGCCACGGGCGCCUGCCAUUGUGACCCUGGCUUCUAUGGCCAGGCCUGCGAGCACUCCUGUCCCCCUGGUUUCCAUGGGGCUGGCUGCCAGGGGGCGUGCAAGUGUCAGCAUGGAGCCCCUUGCCACCCCGUCAGCGGCCAGUGUCUCUGCCCUGCUGGCUUCCACGGCCAGUUCUGCGAGAGGGGGUGCGAGCCAGGCUCAUUCGGAGAGGGCUGCCGCCAGCGGUGUGACUGCCAGGGUGGCGCACCCUGUGACCCUGUCACUGGCCACUGCCUUUGCCCCCCAGGGCGCAUGGGGGCCACCUGUGACCUUGACUGCAGAGUGGGCUUUUUCGGGCCCGGCUGUGCCCUGCCCUGUGCCUGUGGGGGUGGGGCCAACUGCGACCCUGUCAGUGGGCAGUGCCACUGCGUGGAUGGCUACACAGGGCCCACGUGCCAGCAAGGUGGGCCUCCCCAGCUCUCCGAGAUCUCAUCCCCAGCCCUGGGCCCAGCGGCCUCACACACAGCCCCACACAGACCAGCACCCGGGCUACGCAGCAGGGCAGAGCGGCACUAGCUCAGAGGCAGCCCCUGCCGGGGCCCACCUCCUGGGUGCCGCCAAAGGGACUCAGGGACUUUGGUGACAACUAAGGAGAGACGCCCGUGGGCCAGGACUCUCGCCCAACCCUUGCCUCCAAGGGCUGUGGACAGCUGCGCAGCCUCUCACUGCAAGGAUCGUCUGGCCUUGAGGAGGGAGACCCCACUGGGCACAGCUGCACCGAGCUCAGACGAGUGGAUGGCUUGGGUCGUACAGCCACACUGGCCACCUGUGCUGAGGACGCCCGGCCCUUUGGGCCACUGGGUCGGGACUGAGGGCAGGUGUGGGUGCAGGUGCCGGCGUGGGGCCCUGCCCUCCGAACGGGUUCUUUGGUGCUAGGCCCUGGGACUACUGCAGCUCAGCCUGUUUACCUGGAAGUGUCGCCCAGCUGUAUUUAUGUGAUGGUAUUUAUGUGCAGCUGGACGUGCCCGCUGCAUCCCUGGGUGCUGGAAGACUGUCUGUGUCCUGCCCUGUCCCAGGAAGCCCUGACUCAGGACUGCGGGGCCCCGAGGGGCCUCCAGGCGGUGGGCUCUGGUACCUUGUGAAAUCCAGUAAGUUAAGAAAGGAGCGGCCCCUUCCUUGAGGCCUGUGUGUGCUGCUUUGUGUGGGUUCCACUGUGGUGGCCUCCUGGGUGCGCCAGCAGGAGUGUGCUUGGAUUACGGAGGCUCACAGACACCUGGCCCAUUCGGCCCCCUGCUCCUCCCUGGCGAUGGGGGUGCCAACAAGUAAAGCUGGGUUUGUCCUUGUUCCCAGGCUCCAGAGGGGUGAGCAGGGGCUGCCCAAGCAGAGGCAGACGGGCCUGCUAAAAAGGCUCACAGCUGAGGUGCCCAAGACCCAAAGCCUGCAGUGGGAAGCAUGGCCCCCAAGGGGAGGAGGCUGGCCCAAGGGCAGGGGUGUGUGGAGGCAGCAUGGGCUCCCAUCCACCUCUACUCCUACCCCUCCUAUCCUCAGGGCAGAAACAGUGGUGAGGGGUGGAGAGCUCACAGGGGUGGGGUGGCCAGUGGAGAGGUUGGACCCAGAUUGCAACACCAGAUGUUUAGGGUCUGAGCUAUAGCCCCCUCCCUUCCCCUCCAACACCAGCCCAGAUACCUCAAGGGCAAGGACCUGGGCAAAGUAAGGAGGGGUCUAGGAAGCCCUAUCCCUUUAAAAACAACUUGUGAACAACAGAUAGCAGAGGAAGCCGAAUUAAUGAGCUGCAUGUUAAGACUCAAAAGUAAAUACAAGGCUGGCCCAGUGACUCAGGCGGUUGGAGCGCUGUGUUCCUAAUGCCGAGGUCACCUGUUCGAUUCCCAUAAGGGCCAGGGAACUGCGCCCUCUACAGCCAAGAUUGUGAACAACAGCUGUCUCUGGAGCUGGGCGGCUGUGAGAAGCCGGAGGUUGGCGUGAGCUGCUGUGGACUACUGUGUGCUACCAUGAGUGGCCAGUGGCCAGUGUGAGUGGCCAGCAGCCAGCUGCUGUGUGCUGCCGUAGGCUACUGUGUGCCACCAUGAGUCGCUGGGAGCCAGCGUGAAUGGCCGGCAGCCAAUGUGAGUGGCCAGCAGCUGGCGAGAGCUGCCGUGAGCUGCUGUGAGCGGCUGACCGACGACUGGCCACUGAGUGCCUCA